GUGUGUCUAUUUUGUUUUGCUUGCACAUUUGAUAACACAUACUCGUACAUACACCUAUAAUUUUUACAUACCACCUUAUAAGUAUUUAACACUAUCUUAGAACGUGUGUAUGUACAUAUAUUAAAAUUAUUGUGAUUUUGCCGGCACAGAAUAAAAGCGCAAACCUGUGGGACUCGCAAACUUAGUAAUACGGUGGAAGCGCGUUACAAACGGUCGUUAGAAGUCUUAAUCGCAUUUAAAAGGAAUAUAAAUAAUAAAGACUGUAUAAUGCUGUCGGUAAAUACUGCUUGCCUCUUGGCGGCACUCUUGGGGUUGGUCUACGUUUGGUGUCGUUACACAUUUGGCUACUGGAAACGMAAUAAGAUUCCCUAUAUGACGCCAUUGCCACUGAUUGGCAAUAUGCAAGUUUUAUUUACAAUGAGCAAUAGUUUCUAUCUAUAUCUAUCGGAUAUUUAUAAAGACGCUAGAAUGUCAAAGGCUGCAGCGGUCGGCAUCUAUAUACUCAAUCGGCCAGCGUUAGUGUUACGUGAACCGGAACUUAUAAAAUCMGUGCUAAUAAAGGAGUUUCCAAAGUUCGUUAAUCGGUCAGGUGGAUGUGAUCCACACAAUGAUGCUUUGGGUUCAAAUAAUCUAUUUUUCAUACGCAAUCCGCAAUGGAAAGAUUUGAGAACGAAAAUAACGCCGGUUUUCACAACAGGAAAGAUCAAGCAAAUGUAUCCACUAAUGACUGAGAUCGGCGCGGARUUGGAAGCCCAUUUAAAUUCGCAUGCGAAAACUGACAACGCUUUCGUAACUGAAAUUAAAGAGAUUUGUGCGCUAUUCACCACCGACAUGAUUGCCACCAUCGCUUUUGGUGUGAAAGCCAACAGUCUUGUAAAUCCCAAUGCCGAGUUUCGUGUGAAAGGACGACAACUGUUCAACUUUACACUCAGCCGCGCUAAGGACUUCUUUGUAAUUUUUUUCUUUCCAAAGUGGGCCUCUACAUUUCGUGCUCAAUUUUUUACAACGGAGUACAGCGCAUUUUUACGUGGCACCAUCGGUCAAGUGAUGGCGUUAAGAGAGAAGAGCAAAGCAACUCGUAACGAUCUGAUCGAUGUGUUGGUGAGCCUCAAAGAAGAGGCUAUUGCGAAAGGCGAAUAUAAUGCACAGCUACAGGAUAUUUUGACAGCACAAGCUGCUGUGUUUUUCUCAGCUGGCUUUGAGACGUCCUCUUCGACGAUGACAUUUGCGCUCUAUGAAUUAUCCAAACGACUCGACUUACAAGAACGUCUGCGCAAUGAGAUCUGUGAAGCUCUUAUAGCUGAACAGGGUAAAAUGUCAUAUGAGACAAUCAAUAAUCUACCAUAUCUGAGUAUGGUAGUGGACGAAGUGUUGCGUUUAUACCCAGUAGUACCUUUUCUCGAUCGCGAACAUCUGCCUAAGGAUGGGGAAAAACAAUGUGAUCUUAAACCGUUUUACGAUUACACAGUGCCAGUAGGCAUGGCUCUUUAUGUACCAGUCUUCGCCAUACAACGUGACCCCGAGUUUUGGCCCAAUCCGAACACGUUCGAUCCUGAACGCUUCAGCRSYGAGAAUAAGAAAACCCAUAAGCCUAUGACGUACCUUCCCUUCGGUAGUGGACCACGUAACUGUAUUGGUGGUCGCAUCGGUUUGUUACAGUCUAAGCUGGGUUUGGUGCAUAUUUUGAAGAAUCAUUAUGUGACCACAUGUGAGAAGACACCGUCUGAAAUCACUUUCGAUCCACUGUCCAUAGUUUUAAGUUAUAAAGGAGGCAUUUACUUGAAAUUGGUCAAUGACAAACGAUGCGAACGCAUUGCGAGGCAGUAAAUGUGCGAAAUAAUUU
Messenger RNA from Bactrocera latifrons, 1843 nucleotides. RefSeq names its product cytochrome P450 6g1-like. NCBI's taxonomy places the organism in Eukaryota, Metazoa, Arthropoda, Insecta, Diptera, Tephritidae. The record is from RefSeq and is a predicted model, not a curated record. Gene Ontology annotation, biological process: response to DDT; insecticide catabolic process. Gene Ontology annotation, molecular function: oxidoreductase activity, acting on paired donors, with incorporation or reduction of molecular oxygen; monooxygenase activity; iron ion binding. Bases 268 to 1827 code for a protein of 519 amino acids. The transcript has 4 exons.